UAGCACUCGGGGGGUGGGUUCUUCGGGGCUCGUGCACACCGGAGACUUUACGUUUUCUCCAGUUGUUCUUUUUUUUUUUUUUUUCCUUCCCUGGAGGAAGAGUUUUAAAAAGUUGAUGUGGGGCGUUCGCGGAGUCAGUGUGACUCCCGGGCCGAGGAAAGGAAAGGAGGAGAGAGAGGCUCUUAGGGUCUUACACACAGACUCGCGCAUCUGACUUAUCUGCACACAAGAUAAUGAAGCCCGCGCUUCAACUCAUCAUCAUCAUCAUCAUCAUCCUCUUUACCCUGCUGUUCCACAGCCCUUUUACCAGUGGAACUCCAUCACGGUACAGCUUGUUUCAGGGCGCUGCUUACUCCUCCGGCACCGCUCACAAACACGGCAGCAAGAACUGGUGCGCGCACGUCGUGCACAGGAACGUCACGUGCGCCGUGCUGGGCGCCACCGAGAGCUUCGUGGAGCCGGAGCUCGCGCCCUGCCCCGCGCGCUGGCCCGACUGCGCGCGCCCGGUGAUGUACCGGACACGCUUCCGACCCACAUACAAGAUUGGGUACAAGAUGGUUACAGAACUGGAAUGGCGAUGCUGUCCAGGACACCAGGGUCCAGACUGCAAGGAGCUGAAAGACAGCCCGCCCAGGCAGGCACCGCCAGCAUCCCACUCACCCCCUCCCAGCCUGGGGCAGGUGGAACAAGUGCAGAGGCCAGAGGUAAGGGAGACAGGGUUUCAUGGCCAGCAGCCACAGGGUGGAGAUAGAGUACAUUACCUGGAGGAUGAAGUACAGCGUCUUUCCCAGACUGUGCUAGACCUGCAGGCGGCCAUGACGGGCAUGACCGAGAACCUACGGGUCACAAUCCAGGAGGACACUAGCAAGAUGCUUGUGAAGCUUAUCAGUGACCUUCGUCUGUCUGACACAUUGCUUACCGGCGCCACUGAAAGCAUUAAAUUACCGACCCAAGGGCCUGGAGGGGGGCCUGGGGAAAUGGAAGAAAUGAGGACAAAGCUCAGUGAUGUGACAGCUGACCUGAAGAGUAAGAGUGAGGCCCUGGAGGAGCUCCGGGUCACGGUGUCGACACACGAAGGUCAACUACGGCUUCUUAUGGAGGCUAACCACGAGCCUUUGGAAAUUGCUCCGGCUCCUACUCCACCAUCUCAGGAAGCUCUCCUAGCCUACACUGACGACAAGCUCAAAGAGAUAAGAGAGGAGCUAAUGGAGGGUAUGGAGAUAAAAAUGGCUGACAUGAAGAACUCCUGUGAGUACAAGAUCUUGUCUGUGCAGGAGGAGUGCGAGGAGCAUGAGACCAGCUAUCUCAGCUUGGCUGAGCUUCUUGACUCUAAGGAGGCUGACCUUAGGAAGGAGAUCCAUGACCUCCGGCUUGACCUAAGUGAGGUUCAGACCAAAGCCCUAUCUAUUACAGAUGAGCGACCAUCAGAUAUAAGGGACCUCCAAAAGGAGGUGGAGAGGAUAGCAGAAGCCCAUCAGGCUCUCAAUGCUAGGUUGGAUGGUGAGAUGGAACACCGGUCCGCACCACUGGAAGUGGAUGGUUUUUUCAGUGAACGUCUGGAGGAUCUAAAGGCCCGGCUCAACAUAAGCGAAAGAAACGCAGAGGUGCACUGUUUUUACGUAGAGGAGAAGUUAAGUCAAAUUAUUACAGAGGAGGUGGCCAUGCUUCGGGAGCUGUUCUCUGUGAGACUUGGUGCUAUGGAGGGCCAACUCACCACUGUGCUACGUCAGAUGAACAACAGCUCCUUCUCUGGGGUGAUAAGUCAGAAAGUGGAAGGUUUACAGAAUGAGAUGGAAUCCAACAAGCUUCUUGUCCAGGGUUUGGAAGAGCGGUUGAACGCCCUGAGUCAGUCAUGUGCUGUGAAGUGCAAGUCAGAAACAGGAGAUGCAGAUAAAGUUGCACAGGAUCUCCAUAUUUACAAAGGCAACCUGGAUAUGAUACAGUCUUAUGUAGAAAGCAACUCUGACGAGCUCAUAAAACUAAAGGAAAUUAUCAGGAGGCAGCUGCAGACUAGUCAGCAUAACAGCAACCAACUUGCCAAUGUUCAGGGUGAGUUUGGCUCCUUUAGGGUUGAAUUUGGGGUUCUCCAGGGCAUCGUCAGUUACUUGGGUGAUACACUGAGCAGCUACUGGCUUGGCCUCCAGCAGGUCAACUCCACCUGUGGCCAGACUGGAGCCAGCGAACUGCGGGAGCUGCUGGACAGGCACGUAUCCCAGGUGGCCGUCAACAGGAGCGACGUGGAAAAGAUGGAGGACCGACUAGAGCAGGUAGUCAGUCAGCUCAUGACAGAGCUGGACCAGUGCAGGGAGACCACCGAGAGGACCCGCAAGGAAGUCUCUGGAGUGGGUAGCCGGGUUGCUAACAUGGAAGCCGUGUGCGGCAAGCUGGAUGGUGUUGCUGGCAGCCUGCAGAGGAUCAAGGAGGGCCUGAACAGACAUGUAACCAAGCUGUGGAUAUGCGUCCACCAGAUCAACAGCACUCUGAGGACCCAUUCCAGGGAUAUCAGUGGUCUUAGGGGUUCCUUCCAGAAAGUCCAGACCCAACUCCCUCAAAUCAGCAAAGGACAACAAGAUCUGGAAGCCAAACCAGCCUCCAGCCCAACUGCUAAUGCGGAGGAGCGGAGCCCUACUUCAGGAACCGAACCUGUCCUGCCCCAGCAGCCCGUCCUGGAGACGGGGGAGGCGGGGCCCCCGGGUACCAUUCGCCUCUCGAGCCCCAGGCUUCCCGACAGCGACGGCAGCGCGACGACCCUCAAAGGCUUCGCUGGGGCGCCAGGUCACCUCUCUCUUACGCCGGUGUCUUUUCAGCCGAACAUCAUUCCAGGAGUCCACACGCGCCAGACGACAGCGGCACGCAGUCACGUGACUCCAGGGGCGGAGCUAUCCUUCUCAGCCGGCCUCACGGCGCUGCCCGUCUCCUGGGAGACCGGCUUAAUCCGCUUCAACAAGGUGCUGGUGAACGACGGCGGUCACUACAGCCCCCACACAGGAAUCUUCACUGUACCGGUAGAUGGACGCUACCUGCUCAGUGCGGUGCUUACGGCGGAGCGGGGCGAGCGCGUCGAGGCCGUGCUCUCUGUAUCUAAUCACAGCGUCCAGAGGUUGGUCACCGCAGGCUACUGGCCCGACCGGGAUCGGCGCUGCUUCUGCGGAGGCUCCGCCUCUUUCAGCCUUGUUCUGGCCCUGGGGCGAGGCGACAGGGUGGGCCUGGUCAUGACCGCCGGGAAGCUGGAGCUUUCAGACUCAAGCGCAUCUCCCUCCUCCUUCAGCGCCCUGUUCCUCUACCCACCUCCGCCCACCAGAUAGCCCCGCAACCAAAGAUUGGAGGCAAGAACACAAUGCAACUUUAUCUUACGGAGCUUUAAUAUAUUUGGUUUUAGUCUAGGUGUGGGAUUUUUUUUUUAACAUUUGGCAAAAAGUCAUGUUUAUGAAAAACAAUUUUCAGUGUUCUGUGGUCUUUGAGAUUAUUGUAAGCUGCCUCUUUGGAGGACCUACUGUACUUGGAAAAAUGCUGUACCUUCUCCUAGGGGCAUUUCCUGAGAAGCCACUGGUGGGAUGGUGUUGUGCUACUCAUCCAUCUCCUCACCUCGCUCCAUGGGCACCCCACUUUGAGUUCUUAGAAGCGCUUGUUUAUUAUUGCACCACUGAGUCUGGCAAAAGGUCUUCAUACGCUGCAGCAUCGCUUGCAGUUUAACUAUUUCAGCUGUUUUAACUUCAACGAAGUACCUUUUCAUCCUUGAAAAGUCGAGUAAAACGGGAACAAAUUUUUUGAAUCCAUUCCUGUGUGUGAUAUACCUUGAUGCCCCCAUCUUUGUUUUGCCAAAGGCAAAUUAAUGUUUACUAAGCUACUUGGAACAAUUUACCUGUUUAUAUAGAAGUGGGUUAUUUCUACUGAAGAAAUUUCAGGGUAAGGGCCUUAAGGAAAGAGCAGAAGGAGCAUGGAUUCAAAGCCUGGAGUUUUAUAGGGCAGAGCUUUUACAUGACAAAUGGCUCCCAGUGAGAUAACGGUUCCUUUGCUCACAGAAGUUUUGGGAAGUUUAACUAGUAUGGAAAUAAAUAUCAAUCCUGAAUUGAUUUGCUCUGGUAUGAAUUUACUGUCAGCUGGUCAGUAAUACAAAGCAGCAGCAAUGUUGGCAACAAUUGGUCAUUUUAAUUAUAGAUCUUUGUGUAAAUCAACACCACUGUUGAUGUACAAAUUAAUGGCAGGUACAAAGCAAUCAAUUGGCAAACAUGUUAAACUGAACAAAAGUUUCCUUACCCUAAACUAAUGUAAGUAAGGUGGCAUUUAAGGUUGGGGGGCAGGGCUGUCAAAGACAUUGUGCUACUGUGCAACUACAUUAAUAUUCAUAUCCAGACAUGAUUUCACCAUGUUUUAAGACAAGUGUGUUCCUUUCACACAAAUUGAUUACUUUCAUAGAAAGAACAGAAUCACUUAUUACAUAGAAAUGCUGUUAAACUAUAUGACCCCCCCAGGAUCCUCCAACACUGACUGAAGGGGUGUUUCAAAAACACAGAACAGGAAACAUUACAAAGCAUUCAGAUAAUACAAAGACACUGCCUGGGGCUGUUCUUCCAUGAGGCACCACACACACCCACCCCAACACAACUGAGAUCAAAGAAUGUUGGUCAGCAAGGGGAAAAAAAUUGAUUGUGCUUAAUCAGUGUGUUCAUAUGUACACUCUGUAUGAUUGUGUGUACGCGCGCAGCAGACCACCACAAAGCCACGGCAUGACAGGACCGUUUGUGCUCGUUUACAUUGCGUUGGUCUCUUCAUCCUUCCGCAGAAGGGAAAGAGUGCAAAAGAACGCAUCGCUUGAGGGGAAACGGCGGCUGCGCUCCAUCCACACAGUAAGGCAUCACAAAGUCAUCUAGAAGUCCAAACACAAAUAUGUGUCCAUAUAUGGACAUUGUUUCCCAAGUGCUUGAAUUGAUUGCGUGUUUGCAGAACACUUGUAAACACUUUCACAACACUUACAUGAUCAAAUGUACAUAUGAUUUCUACCAAUUAAUAGUUCCAGGUCAACAACUAUGUAAAGCCCAGUAGACAGCUGGAUGGAAUUCCAGUUUCCUUUCAACACCAGCUGUGCAGAAGCCCUCCUGCAAAACACUCCCUGAUACCGUGUGAGCACGCAACGAAAAGCCACGGGGUCUAAGUGCAAAUAAUUCCAAAUCAACAACAGUUCAUCUCUUGAAGAGAGAAUUAUUUCAACUCGAGCACCUCCCCACCCCAUCUCCAGGUAGGGAAGAGAACCAAAGCAAAAGUCCUGGCAUGUUGGACCAUCUCCUUCAAAAAAAAAAAAAAAAAAAAAAAAAAGCCAAAAGCAGCUUCUUAGGAAAAGUGCUCUUUUCAAAACUAUCAGAUACACAGUAAAGCCACGAGAUCUUGUCUCGGUGACACUCCAGGUCUGUCCUCUUCUCUUCGGGA
Molecule: messenger RNA, 5424 nt
Organism: Scleropages formosus (Asian bonytongue)
Lineage: Eukaryota; Metazoa; Chordata; Actinopteri; Osteoglossiformes; Osteoglossidae
Product: EMILIN-2-like
Exons: 9
Coding region: 234-3305 (1023 amino acids)
Molecular function (GO): protein binding
Source: RefSeq, a predicted model, not a curated record